Lontra canadensis (Northern American river otter) is the source of this 1116-nucleotide messenger RNA. RefSeq names its product olfactory receptor 2D2. Gene Ontology annotation, cellular component: membrane. Gene Ontology annotation, molecular function: olfactory receptor activity; G protein-coupled receptor activity. The record is from RefSeq and is a predicted model, not a curated record. The transcript has 3 exons. Gene Ontology annotation, biological process: G protein-coupled receptor signaling pathway. NCBI's taxonomy places the organism in Eukaryota, Metazoa, Chordata, Mammalia, Carnivora, Mustelidae. The coding region runs from base 1 to 1116 and encodes 371 amino acids.
AUGAGACAAUCAAAUCAGACACAGGUGACUGAAUUCCUCCUUCUGGGACUCUCUGAUGACCCCCACACCCAGAAGCUGCUAUUCAUUGUAUUCCUGGGUGUCUACCUGGUCACCGUGCUUGCAAAUCUGCUUCUCAUGUGCCUUGUGCAGGCUGACUCCCGGCUUCACACACCCAUGUAUUUUUUCCUUUGCAACUUAUCUCUGGCUGACCUCUGUUUUUCUACCAACAUCAUUCCUCAGGCCCUAGUCCACCUGCUAUCCAGGAAGAAGGUCAUUUCAUUCACACGUUGUGCAGCUCAGCUUAUACUCUUCCUCAUUUUUGGAUGCACACAGUGUGCCUUUCUGGCAGUGAUGUCCUAUGAUCGGUAUGUGGCCAUCUGCAACCCUCUGCAUUACCCUAGCGUCAUGACGUGGAGGGUGUGUGUCCAGCUGGCUGCAGGAUCAUGGACCAGCGGCAUUCUGGUGUCUGUGGUGGAUACCACUUUUGUACUAAGGCUACCCUACCGAGGCAGCAAUAGUAUUGCUCAUUUCUUCUGUGAGGCCCCUGCACUGUUGAUCCUGGCAUCCACAGACACCCGCACUUCAGAGAUGGCCAUUUUCCUCAUGGGUGUCAUGAUUCUCCUCAUACCUGUUUCCCUAAUUCUGGUGUCCUAUAGCCACAUCAUAGUGACUGUGGUGAGGAUGAAGUCAGCUGUGAGAAGGCUCAAGGCAUUCUCUACCUGUGGCUCCCACCUCCUGGUGGUCAUCCUUUUUUAUGGAUCAGCAAUUGUCACUUACAUGACAUCAAAGACUUUCACUUUCAAAGAACAGGAAAAACUGUUGUCUGUGUUCUAUGCAAUGGUGACACCCAUGCUUAAUCCCCUCAUCUAUAGCCUGAGGAACAAGGAUGUGAAGGGAGCUCUGAAGAAAGUAGCAACAAGGAAUUUCAGCAAUAGAAAGAUCAUUAUGUACUCUGGGUUGUACCUGUCUCUGUCCUCAUUGGUGGUGAACUCUGGUGUUCUGCCAUGUCACAUUCUCAAAGAAGCUUUGUCCAGGGCUGUAUCAGACACCCCAGGUAAAUCCUGGGCCGUGGCUGAGUCAGUCUCUGUAAAGAAGCCCUGUGUUGUGCAGCAUUAG